CAAAGCCCUACCAACCCAUUCCCCCGGCCGCCGCCGCCGCCGCCGUCCAUGGCGCCCGCCCGUGCCGCCAAGCGCCCCAAGCUCGAGCCCUCCGCAUCCGCCUCCACCUCCGCCGCGCAGCAUCAGCAUGAGCGGGGCAACGACGACUACAUGCCGGGCAACAUCGUGGAGAUCGAGCUCUGCAACUUCAUGACCUACGACCGCCUCGUCUGCCGCCCGGGCCCGCGCCUCAACCUCGUCGUCGGCCCCAACGGUUCCGGCAAGAGCUCCCACGUCUGCGCCAUCGCGCUCGCCCUCGCCGCCGGCCCCUGCAUCCUUGGCAGGGCCUCCAGCGUCGGGGCCUUCGUCAAGCGCGGCGAGGAGUCCGACCACGUCCACCUCUCCCUCCGCUCCCAGUCACAGGCCAGCAACAUCCACAUCACCCGCAAGAUCGAUACCAACAAUAAGUCUGAGUGGCUACUCGACGGUCUCUACUACGUUCAGGGGAGAAGUGUAUGGGCCUGUUCUCCUUGAGGUCAAUGUUCAUAGUAAAACUCACGCUGGUUACUUGGAAAGCCACGUUCCAAACUAUAUAUGGAGGGUACUUAUACUAUGAUAAUUUUUCCUGUUUAGUUGCUAAAUCCUGGUGUGCGUUCUACUUAUUGUUUUCCUUUACCUCCGCAUUUCCACUGAAUAUGCCCCCUCAAUUCAUAAUAUGUUCGGCUAGCAUACCUAGGAGGCACAAAAUUGAAGUAAUACUUGACAGGACUUGGAAUAGUCCUAUACUCCUAUGAUAUCGAAUGUUACUUCCAUUUUGUGCCUGCUAGGUAGUCAUAUAUUAUGAACUGGAGGUAGUAUAAAGCAAGGAGCCUUUGAUCGAACCGAUGCAGGUUUCUCACAUGUCCUGUGAACGAUUAAUGUGCAGAGUAGACUGAUUGUCCAGUUACUGAAGAUGAUUAGUGUCCAAUAAGACGACAUGCCUGGAAACUUCUUCGAGAUAUUAUUCCUUUCCUUGAUGUCUGUAUUUCUUUUGCGGACCUUCUCAACUAUCUUAUUGAUUUCCAUGUGAAAGCAUUAUAUCUGCAACAAAUUAACUGCCAUUUCGGUGUGUGUGCCAGUCAUUCAUUACACAGAAUGCUUCCGACCGUGACCUCUUGGUUAGACAACUGAAGGAAUAUGGUACUCCUAUUCUGAACUACACAGGGGGCAAUAGCAUCAUGUGUGAGCCAUUGAACAUUACCCCGGAGAUGAAGCAACUUGGGAUCACAUCAAGACUCGAUCAAGAAUUUGAGGCUCCUCCUGUUGUAGAAAAUGUUUUGAUUACUCAGGCUUUAGUGGAUCAAUCAGUAUAACACUGCUUGUAUCCAGUUCAUGAAUCUGCACCAAGUUGCACUGGUUAUGGCUUUAAAUAAAUUUUCUUCUUUUCUAUGUCCAUGCAGUAUAUAGGUACAAAUCAAGUGGAUAAAAGCGCAGAUGAUGUGGUAAAGUUAGGUAUUAAUGACCUUUGGACUCCAUGUAACCAUUAUCGAUGGAGCAGAUCAAGAUAUGGUGGCCAUUUGUCAGCAAAUGUAGAUUCAAUCUACCCGUCACGCCUCUUCAUGUGCGACGUGAAUGUUAGUGACAUUGAAAUGCUUCGAUCUGAAAAGGAUCAACAUGCAAAAAAUGUUGAAGGCAUGGAGGAGGCCUUAAAAGAGCUCUAGAAAGAUCAAAGAAAGUUAGAAGAUGAAGACUCAGUAUUUGGCACUUGCCGGUCAACUUUCCUACUUUGUCUAUCGCUCUUGCCGGUCAACUUUCCUACUUUGCAGUAUUUGGCACCAUGACGGGUGGCUGCCUUCAGUAUUCACCCAAGAUCAAGUUCACCAUACAUAUAAUCUUGGAAAGUCAGUUUCUACCCCAAAGAUAGCUUGUUCUGCCAAACCAAACUAUUGUAAUUGCAACUCAGUCCUUGAAAUCCAGCAGUAUAUUAUCACCAAAAUAAUCCAGAAGUACAUUUGGAGCUUCACUGAGAAGUUAUACGUGCAAACACAUUUGUUGAAUAUCUCCAGGCCUUCAAACAGUCAAUAUUUUAUCUUGA
This is a messenger RNA of Hordeum vulgare subsp. vulgare (domesticated barley), 2053 nucleotides long. Its product is annotated as structural maintenance of chromosomes protein 5-like. Bases 49 to 513 code for a protein of 154 amino acids. Gene Ontology annotation, molecular function: ATP binding; ATP hydrolysis activity. The record is from RefSeq and is a predicted model, not a curated record. Gene Ontology annotation, biological process: double-strand break repair via homologous recombination. Gene Ontology annotation, cellular component: Smc5-Smc6 complex. The transcript is spliced from 4 exons. Lineage: Eukaryota; Viridiplantae; Streptophyta; Magnoliopsida; Poales; Poaceae.